Molecule: messenger RNA, 713 nt
Organism: Ectocarpus siliculosus
Lineage: Eukaryota; Phaeophyceae; Ectocarpales; Ectocarpaceae
Source: the annotation of a GenBank genome assembly
GCGCAAAGAGAUGGAAAUGCUCUCAGUCCCCAAAAGGGGUUGGCAAGGACGAGUUGGUGGUGUCGCCCCCACCACGAAGGUUUCAGGGAGCACUGGCCGACAGAAAGCGCCCAGAAGAACACAACGUUCUGUCGACACUGCAAUCAGUGGCGGGGCGAAGGCAGGCCCUUUGCGCGCCCCGAAAGACCAUGCGCAGUUCCAGCGGGAUUGGCGAAGGCGGUGCUGCACCAACGGCGAACGGCGCGACUACCUUCGUCUAAUUGGCCCCAAGAACGUAUCAGCAUUGUUUCGCGUUGAGAUGGAACCGGACGUUCUGGGACAAGUGCUGUCGGUGGUAUGUCAAGAGUUUCCACUUCAUCCGCAACGGCUUGACACUGCCAUGCCGGCAACGCCAGAGAACGAGGAACGGUCUGGUGCUCCAACAAGAGGAGACGCAGGUGGUAGCGCCGCCGAAACUGCAAACGGGAGUGCCUCUGCAGAUAAAGCUGGUGCAAGGUUUUGCGUGGAGUGGCUUUGGGCACUAUCUAGGACGGGCCGGUUUGCGGUGAACAUCCUGUUCUUGGCGGACAAAGAAAAACAAGAAUUGGCACGAGCGUUCGAUCUGAUAUCUGCCGUAUUAGGUGACGAAGACGACGAGGAAAUUAGCAGCCUGCGGAAGGCUUACGCAGUGUAGACACAUCGUUCGUCGUCGAUACUUUUGCGAAUGUCUCACU